UGCCUGGCAGCCAGCAAGUUUCUGGAACAAAAUCCCUCUCGUAGUUGUGAGCUCAUUAAAUGUCUUCUUCCUUUUCUUAAUCCCAUCGGCUUCAUCACACAGAUAUUUAUUGAUGCUUUCAUUUAUUUUACAGAUAUAUUGAGGCACGUUAUUCUGUUUCAACGAUUAAAGAAACUCAUUGUGAUCUCUUUAGAUUAGAUUAAGUUAGCUGUUAACGAGCUAGCUACGGUCUUCGUUUCACACAGAGAAGGUCCUGCCCAGAAUCACCAUGAAGCUGUACAGUCUGAGUAUCUUGCACAAAUGUUCGACGAAGGCCAACCUGCUUAAAGCGGCAUAUGAUCUAUCAUCAUUUAGUUUCUUUCAGAGAUCCAGCGUACAAGAAUUCAUGACAUUCACAAGCGCCCUGAUUGUUGAACGGUCAGCGUUGGGCACUCGAGCGUCUGUUAAAGAACAAGAGUACUUGUGUCACGUGUACGUGCGGAAUGACAAUCUGAGUGGCGUUGUGAUCGCAGACAACGAAUACCCAUCUAGAGUGUGUUUUACCUUACUGGACAAGGUAUUGGAUGAGUUCUCCAAACAGGUGAGCAGUAUAGACUGGCCUUCUGGGUCAUCUGCCACUAUUCAGUACACAGCACUGGACAGUCACCUGGCUCGAUACCAGAAUCCACGUGAGGCAGACGCUAUGACCAAAGUACAAGCCGAACUGGAUGAAACCAAAAUUAUUCUGCACAACACAAUGGAGUCACUUCUGGAGAGAGGAGAAAAACUGGAUGAUUUAGUCCAGAAGUCUGAACAUCUUGGAAACCAAUCGAAAGCCUUUUAUAAAACGGCACGCAAGCAGAACUCCUGCUGUGAGAUCAUGUGAUCAUCGUGAAUCAGAACGGACUCUCUUUGGCCACCUCUACCUUUAUUUUUUUCAAUUCUUUCUCUCUUUCUCUUGGGCUGGUGCGUCCAGUGUGCACCAAUCAUAGUUAACACACAAAAGGAGCUGAUACGACUUUAUACAAAAAGAGGCUUAGAGGGGGCUGAUUUCCCAUGAUGCACCACACUUACUCUGCCGCCAGUUUUGAUGUUGUUUGAGAACUUUGUUUUCUUCCGAGUUCCUUGAAGGGUCUCGAAAGCACUUGACUGUUCCUCAGGGUCCGACGCAAACAAAAAACUGGACUCUUGUGGAUUAAAGCAUGGAGGGGCUCAAGUUUUUAUGUCCCCGCUGUGCCUUACUUUAGACAGCAGUGUGUUGAUAUUCAGACUGUUCAUCCGCCUUAUAAAUGUAGGACAUUCGGAGUGAAAAUGCUGCAGGUUAAAUUUAGACAUUAUUCAGCUUUGCCUUUGUAGUGUAAAGUGUAAAUGUAGAAUUUCGUCAUGGAUUUAUCAUUUUUGUAAAUGUGAAUCUCUAAUUAACGUGUUGGAUAUUAAUAAGUGUUGGGCGAGGAGCGAGAUACGAUUAAAUGAAAAUCUCAAUAUUGUGCACAGUGCAAGUGACUGACCAAAUUUAAUGUCUCAAAGUGUGUUUCUGUGUACAGUUCUAGUAUUUUGUCUUCAUGUAAAUAAAUAACUGAAUCGUAUUGGCUUUUGGGAUCUUUUUUUGCAGUUCGGCUUUGGACGCUUUCUCACUGGACAUAUGAAACAUUCCUGCAAUAUUUUGAUUUAAACCUGUUAUAAAUAUACCAGCUGGUAGUUCAUAGAGAACUCUUGUGAGACUUGAGAGUAAAAAUGAAGGUUUGAAGUGUGGUCAUGUGUGAAAUCAGCCUCCCUCACCCUAGUGCCGUACAGAUCAUAAGAAUCCCGCUGGAUCUCUCAAAUGCUGUAUUCAAUCUAACAUAGCUUUGCUGCUAACAGCCUUAAAAAUUAUAUGAGAAAUAUACAUGAGAGGGAGAGGAAAAAUCCAGAACAUAAAAUGUUCAAACGCUGAUGUUGUGGUUUUUAUACAUCAUACUACAUGACCGUCUUGUGUAAAUCAUCAGUAAUUGUUUCUAUUACCUGUAUGCCAUAAAUGUACAGUUGGGAUUUUUAAGCACAAGUGUCAGCAGUGUGUUAAUACAGGAAGUUUACAGUGUUAUAUUCUGAAUGAGUAAAUGUGUGCUGACUUGACGCAGCUUCUCUCUGCCCUCAGUAGUGUACGAGUGAAUUCCUAACUGUUAUAUAUCUAGAUGUUGAUAUUGAGCUGCCUUUCCCCGGUCAUUGCCAAAUCAUUACUAUCUCAGUUUAGAUAAACACUGACUCAAGCAUUUAAUGACCAUGCACAUAUUCAUUAAAUGAAAUGUUUAGGAUUAAUAAAAACGUGGCUAACACAAUCAGUUUUUAACCGA
This is a messenger RNA of Triplophysa dalaica, 2309 nucleotides long. It is a transcript of the gene ykt6, whose product is annotated as YKT6 v-SNARE homolog (S. cerevisiae). Gene Ontology annotation, cellular component: Golgi apparatus. Gene Ontology annotation, molecular function: SNAP receptor activity. The record is from RefSeq and is a predicted model, not a curated record. Bases 269 to 865 code for a protein of 198 amino acids. NCBI's taxonomy places the organism in Eukaryota, Metazoa, Chordata, Actinopteri, Cypriniformes, Nemacheilidae. Gene Ontology annotation, biological process: endoplasmic reticulum to Golgi vesicle-mediated transport. The transcript has 8 exons.